AAGUUGCAGAGGGCGAAGAGCCCGCACUUUUGUUACUGUCCGGUUCAGAGACUUCUUCGCGUGCACUGCAUGCAUCCUGCAGAUACUCUGGCUGUUCCGUUCCUUCUUCGAGGGGUGAUGGGAGGGUAAAAGAUGAAUGAGGGGUUUUGGAACGCAAUCGCGUGUUCUGCGCGUGUCAAUUGCCGCCUUGUAGCUCCUUCCCGGUUGGGCGACGAGAGCCGACUUGCGCCAUCCCACGGAACAUGCAAGCCAUCCACCAUUUUCUGCAGUAAUUCAGUGGGACCGUUCCGCAACAACGCUGGGGUGCUCAACGCCCGCUGGGUGCUCUUCCAGGCAUCCCGCACGGAUUCUCCCACGGAUUCUCCAGCAAUGCAAAAAGGGGGACCCAGAGGUUUAAAACUGGCGCGCAUUCAGCCAAUUUGGCUCGACGCAAUCCCGACGAUGGCUGUGUGCUGUUUCGCGGAUCGCCGCACGGCGCGUCGUCGAUUGGCCCAGCCGGGUUGCCGAGCCGUCUUUGACGUCGCACCGCUUCAGCCUCAUCGAUUGAGUGGCCUUAAUUUGCAGAUUCCAUUUCUUUGUGCCGCCGUUAGUGCACGGCAAGGUGGUGUGGUGUGCCACGACACACCCGGGCCAGCAUCCAAUCCACCCUUGCUUCCACGUGUUUGCCCACCAAACGCCACCCUGAUGCAUACCUUGUGUCAACCUGCCUAUACACCAUCCCACGAGAUAUAGUUCUAUAGGUGAACCUUGGUCAACCGCCAAUAGGGCUAGAUAAAAGCCGGGCAAUAAAACGGGUGAUAAGUAAGCGGCUAAUCGUAGCUUAAUACCUUACAUAAGAUAUGGUUCGUGAUUUUCCGCGCCUUCCCGUAUCAGACCCUCAAACACCUU
Lasiosphaeria miniovina is the source of this 888-nucleotide messenger RNA. RefSeq lists its product as uncharacterized. The coding region runs from base 133 to 732 and encodes 199 amino acids. The transcript has a single exon. Lineage: Eukaryota; Fungi; Ascomycota; Sordariomycetes; Sordariales; Lasiosphaeriaceae. The record is from RefSeq and is a predicted model, not a curated record.